Aspergillus niger is the source of this 468-nucleotide messenger RNA. RefSeq lists its product as uncharacterized. The coding region runs from base 1 to 468 and encodes 155 amino acids. Lineage: Eukaryota; Fungi; Ascomycota; Eurotiomycetes; Eurotiales; Aspergillaceae. The record is from RefSeq and is a predicted model, not a curated record. The transcript is spliced from 7 exons.
AUGGCUUUUUGGGGGGUGGCAGAGCGAGAAGUUAUAGAGAGAGCCGUGGCCCUUGAAUGGGCGGACGCUGCACAAGUGGAUGAAAGAAAAGAAAGCCCCAAUAUAAGGGGUGUCCUCUCUGCUGGGCCGAGCCAACCAAGCCGAGGGGACGCCAGUGAGAUAAAGCCAGGAUUUGGCUUUUCAAGUGCUUUGUUAUGGGGAGCUAUCUUUGGGGCCUUCGGAUGGACCCGAGUCCUUCGUCCGGUUGGGAGGAUCCCCACCAGAGACAGCUGUUCGGACAGAAGUGAUGGAACCUCAUGGAAGAGGUACCUUGACUUGACUCUACUGUCCCUGGAUGAACCUCCAACCAAGGGUACCAAAGAACUGGAAGGGCAAAGGAAGAGCCAGAGGGCGAGAGAGACAAAGUGGGCACUUGGGAGUAGGGGUGAGAAAUGGGCCCUUCCAGAGCUCAUUAUUCUGGAUGAUUGA